This is a messenger RNA of Amphiprion ocellaris (clown anemonefish), 2313 nucleotides long. RefSeq names its product hes family bHLH transcription factor 6 (gene hes6). Gene Ontology annotation, molecular function: protein dimerization activity; RNA polymerase II cis-regulatory region sequence-specific DNA binding; DNA-binding transcription factor activity, RNA polymerase II-specific. The coding region runs from base 734 to 1438 and encodes 234 amino acids. The transcript is spliced from 4 exons. The record is from RefSeq and is a predicted model, not a curated record. Gene Ontology annotation, cellular component: nucleus. Lineage: Eukaryota; Metazoa; Chordata; Actinopteri; Pomacentridae. Gene Ontology annotation, biological process: regulation of transcription by RNA polymerase II; regulation of neurogenesis; anterior/posterior pattern specification.
CCCUUUCUGUAAAGUGCCACUUGCAAAUUACAGUACUGAAAAGUAAAAUCCAAGUGGAUUAACUACUUUAGUUUUAAGGCUUAGAGGCUCCAGGCUCUUUACAUGUGAGAGUAAUGUCCUUGACAAUUGGCUCAUAUCAUCCAAUUCACAUUAGUUCUUUUUUUAGCAGGAGUGGAGCGGUGGUCUUGUCCUCAUAGGUGGGCUGAUGGUUCACAAUCAAGCAAGAAAUAGGCCAAGAUGACUAAUGAACAAUGUGAGAAUUGGCUGACAUGUUUCCCGGUGAGCACUCUUUUGAAGGGCAGUGCGUAGAGGUGUAACAUUAAAGAGGAGAGGCUGAAGUGGUAUUUAUUUUUGCAACAUAAGCAAAAUAAAUGUUUUACUGCAGUUACUGCAAAGUGAUAGAGCUAAAGCUACAGGGAUUGGUGACAUCCAGUCUGUUGGAUCGUGUUUUGCAUGUGUAUAUCUACAUAUAGAUUACUAACUGUAUAGAUAUCUAGUGUAUGAUGGUUCAGACAGAAGUUUGGAGAAAAGCUAACAUGACCACUGGGGUACGAGCAUUGCGCGCCCCCAAUGGCUCGUAGCCAGUUGACCCAUUCACAUGUAAAUGAGUCGACGUAUAUACCCGUACAUGCCCCCUCAGAGCAGCAUUAACAGCCCAUUCUCUGGCUGGGAUCUCCCGGCCAUCUGUCCCCCCAACGGGCUCUAACGGCUCUCUGGAUUACACACCGACCUCAUGUCCAGCGGACUCCUGGCAUCGCCUGGGUUAAACUUCAGCAACAUGGCCCCCAUCCGCAACAACACAGCCGGAGUGGACAGAGGUGAUAGCUGCAGUGGGAUCACAUCUGACAGAAAGAUGAGGAAACCUCUAGUCGAGAAGAAAAGAAGGGCUCGCAUCAAUGAAAGUUUACAGGAACUCAGAGUCCUCAUAGCAGACGCAGACUUACAAUCAAAAAUGGAGAAUGCCGAAGUGCUGGAGAUGUCAGUGAAACGAGUGGAAAGCAUUUUGCAAAACCGGGCUCAAGAGGUGGACGCGGUGAACCGGGAGGCCAGUGAGCGGUUCGCCGCCGGUUACAUCCAGUGUAUGCACGACGUCCACACCUUUGUGUCCGGCUGUCCGGGAAUAGACCCGACAGUAGCCGCGGAGCUGCUGAACCACCUCCUGGAGAGCAUGCCUCUGAACGACGAGGACCGCCUCCGGUUGAUGCUCCCGGACGCCGUGGCAGACCUGUCCGGCUCUAACAGCACUUGGUCCCUGUCCGAGAGCAUGUACACGUCCCUGGUGUCCCCGGCUCCCUCCGGCACCUCCACCGAUGACCUCUCCUCUGACCUGGAUGAGACUGAGUCAGAGCAGAGCCAGGUUUCCUCCUCAGAGGAGGCAGACAGCCAGGAGGUGGUGCCUUGUUUAGCCUACUCCAAGUCAGUGUGGAGACCUUGGUAGAUGGUUUAAAUGGAGCAGCAUGUUUUAAACUAGUUGAAUGGUUUGUGUUAGGAUGCUGUGUGCGAUAGGCCUCAGUACAUGACAAAACACUGCUGAGAUGGCAACUUUGGAACUUGUUAAAAUGCAUCUGAGAAGCUCUUUGUAAAAAAAAACCUAAAAACUACAAUUAAACUUAAACGUAUUUAAUGAUUAAAAUAUGUAAUUAGGUCUCUUUUGCAGAGGAAAGGGACCUGUAUGGUCUGCAUUUGGAAAUGUCUUGGCCUUGCAUUGGCCUGCCUUCAGUGAAGGGGGUAAAUACAUAUGUAAAUAUGUACUUGUUGAAUAUAACUGGGCUGUAUAGAAAAUAGGUGCCCCACCAGAAAUGCAUUGUUAGUCGUUUGUAAAUUAUUUCCUAUUUAGGAUGUCUUUUAAUAAUGUAUUUAUUCAUGUCAAGUGACUGUUAGUAGGCUACCUCAUCUGAUUUGUCCUAAGUUUCAGCUUUUCAAUAAAUAUCUUUUCAACUAAUAACUAGUUUAGCAUUCUAUUUGUGCAGCAGACUCUUCAAAAAAAGCCCCAUUUCACACACAAGGAUCCCACUAACCACCCACUCACGGCUGUUUCCAAGAUAUUAGUUAUUACUCUGCAAUUGUGGGCCAUUUGUGUGCACUCUCUCUCUCUCUCUCUCUCCAAGAUCCCUUAGCACAUCGUAGGCAUUUGUGAGGUGUGAAAUGAGUAAUCCACUCACUCCUUAUAUAGGCCUGCUGUAGAACUUGACAAAUGGAUUUUAUAACUCUACUGGAGUUCAGCUUUGUGGUGUUCUCAAAUAGCAUUUGCACAUAUCAUGACUCUGGGCACUAAACCGGGGAAUGCAGAGUAUUAGAGAGUCAUUUUAUCAU